AUGAAUUCUAACACGUAUUAUCCCGGAUUACGGAAUCAUCCAAAUUUCCGAUACGGCAAUCCCACGAAUCAAAUGAAUCCUAACUUUCAAGGAUCAAGCCAACAAGGUGGACAACAACAAUUCCAGCCUCGUCAACAAAACUUUCAAGGUAACUAUCAAAGGGGGCAAUUCAAUCAAGGAUUUAAUCAAGGUGGGUACCAACAAGGAAUACCUCAACAACAAGGGUACUCAAGAAAUUUCCAACAAGGUCAAAGUCAAAAUCAAGGCCAAGCAAGUUCAUCACAAGGAAAUGCAAACAAUGAAGGUUCAACCAAAAAUGGUAAGUCUUAUGAGAACAAUGUUGAAACUCCAUCACAAUUUGUUGAAGGUGUGGUGGAGGAUGUUAGUGACGAAUCCGAUAAUGACCAAGAAAUAGAAACUCAUGUUACUAAAACUCAACCUUAUCAAACUUUUAAAAAUUCAACAAAUCAAGAGGUUGUGGGUAAUGAGUCUACUAAAGUGACGGAUAAGGGUAUGGAGACUAAUACCGCCCCAUAUCCUUCCGCUUUAGUAAAUCCGGUGAAAGCAUCGAUUUAUGGGAAAAGGGGACCCCAAUCUGAGGAAAUGUGGGAUGUCUUUAAGCAAGUCAAAAUUAACUUACCGUUGAUUGAUGCGAUUCGUCAAAUCCAUUCUUAUGCAAAAUUUUUGAAAGAUUUAUGUACUAAAAAACGACAACAUAAGUUACCUAAGAAGCUCGAUUUGACAGCUAAUGUAAGUGCAAUUUUGUCAAGUUCUCACCCACAAAAACUUAAAGAUCCCGGGGCACCCCUCAUUUCCAUCCAAGUGGGUGAUGUUAGCAUUAAACGAGCACUAUUAGAUUUGGGAGCAAGUGUUAGUAUCCUCCCGGGGAGUUUAUAUGACCAACAUGACUUUGGUCCACUUAAGCAAACUGACAUUACUGUUGUAAUGGCGGAUAUGUCACCUAAACUCCCUAGGGGAAUGCUACAUGAUGUAAUUGUGAAAAUUCAGGACUUUUAUUAUCCCGUUGAUUUUUAG
Messenger RNA from Helianthus annuus (common sunflower), 1035 nucleotides. RefSeq lists its product as uncharacterized. The record is from RefSeq and is a predicted model, not a curated record. Bases 1 to 1035 code for a protein of 344 amino acids. Lineage: Eukaryota; Viridiplantae; Streptophyta; Magnoliopsida; Asterales; Asteraceae. The transcript has 2 exons.